Messenger RNA from Prunus dulcis (almond), 1077 nucleotides. Its product is annotated as fe(2+) transport protein 1-like. Gene Ontology annotation, molecular function: zinc ion transmembrane transporter activity. The record is from RefSeq and is a predicted model, not a curated record. Lineage: Eukaryota; Viridiplantae; Streptophyta; Magnoliopsida; Rosales; Rosaceae. The transcript is spliced from 3 exons. Gene Ontology annotation, cellular component: plasma membrane. Bases 1 to 1077 code for a protein of 358 amino acids. Gene Ontology annotation, biological process: zinc ion transmembrane transport.
AUGGCCACCAAGUCACAUUUGAAGCUCACCCCAAUUAUCUUCAUCAUCUUCAUCUCCAUUCUCACUCCCCAAGUCCAUUCAGAGUCUGAUGAAUGCGGCUCAGAAACCAACUCCUGCAAUGACAAGUCUGGAGCUGUGCCGCUCAAAGUCAUAGCCAUCACCACAAUUUUGGUCACGAGCAUGAUCGGGGUGUCCUUGCCUCUUGUUACUCGUUCGAUACCCGCGUUGCACCCCGAUCGAAACCUGUUUGUGAUUGUCAAGUGCUUUGCAGCCGGCAUCAUCCUUGCCACGGGGUUCAUGCACGUCUUGCCUGAUUCUUUUGACAUGUUAUCAUCCAACUGUUUGAAAGAAAACCCGUGGCACAAGUUUCCUUUCUCAGGGUUUGUGGCUAUGCUUUCUGCAAUUGUGACUUUGAUGGUGGAUUCUAUGGCCACUAGUAUUUAUAGCAAGAGAUGCAGAACUGGAGUUAUCCCAGAUAAUGGGACGGUUGCAGCCGUUGAGGUGGACCAAGAGAUGGCUGCAGUGGGUGCUGGGCAUGGUCAUUUUCAUGCUCACAGUCAUGACAUAGUCAAGGGAGGAAAUGAAGACUCACAGCUUCCCCGUUAUCGCGUUGUUGCCAUGGUAUUAGAACUGGGUAUCAUUGUUCACUCAGUUGUUAUUGGGCUCUCUCUUGGAGCAUCAAACAACACUUGCACAAUUAAAGGUCUUGUAGCUGCCCUUUGCUUCCAUCAAAUGUUUGAAGGCAUGGGUCUUGGUGGUUGCAUUCUCCAGGCUGAGUACAAGUUCAUGAAGAAGGCAAUCAUGGUGUUCUUCUUCUCAACAACAACCCCAUUCGGAAUUGCAAUCGGAAUGGCCCUUACAAAAUCGUACAAGGAAAAUAGUCCAAGGUCGCUAAUCACAGUAGGGCUGCUCAAUGCAUCCUCAGCUGGCCUUCUUAUCUACAUGGCUCUGGUUGAUCUUCUUGCUGCUGACUUCAUGGGUCCAAAGUUGCAGCGUAGCAUCAAGCUCCAGAUCAAAUCUUACAUGGCGGUCCUUUUGGGUGCAGGUGGCAUGUCUGUAUUGGCAAAAUGGGCUUAA